Messenger RNA from Calypte anna (Anna's hummingbird), 3384 nucleotides. Its product is annotated as toll-like receptor 2. The transcript is spliced from 2 exons. The record is from RefSeq and is a predicted model, not a curated record. Gene Ontology annotation, cellular component: membrane. Gene Ontology annotation, molecular function: transmembrane signaling receptor activity; protein binding; triacyl lipopeptide binding. The coding region runs from base 249 to 2876 and encodes 875 amino acids. Gene Ontology annotation, biological process: inflammatory response; toll-like receptor signaling pathway; immune response. Lineage: Eukaryota; Metazoa; Chordata; Aves; Apodiformes; Trochilidae.
CUGUGGGCAUCCCGAAUCAAACUAGCUGCAAACAAGGAGUGUAUCAUUCAAGGCAGCACUACAAACAGAGAUAAAACCUCCUGUUACCUUUUUCACCCUUGUCGAAGUGUGCAAAAGAUACAGCUGCUCACUCCUACAGGAGCACUUCUGCCACGCAAGACCUCAUAUGCAGGACUGAGAGGAAAACCUCGUGCUACAAAAGGCAGCAGCAAGAGGUACUGGCUGGGAAGCAGUGCAGCUCUCACAGGAUGAAGAUCCUUAUUGGAAGCCUUCGUUUCUACUUCAUUUGUUUCUCAUUCAGUAGAGCAAAUGGCUUCAUAACUCGGAGAACAUCUACAGUCCAUGCCCCUCUGUUUUACGACUACUCCUAUUUAAACCUCUCUUCAGUAACGGAAGCACAAGCUCCAAAAACAGCAAGAGCUCUCAAUUUCUCUCAUAACAUAAUUAGAAAAAUAAACAAGAGAGAUUUGGAAGGUUUUGACUCCCUGGAAGUAUUAGACCUUUCCUACAAUCUGAUUAAGGAUGUUGAACCUGGUGUGUUUGAGAGUCUCCUCAGCCUCGUUUCUGUGAAUUUGUCAUUUAAUGAUAAGACACUUCUUGUAUCAAGUCUUCCACCUCACCUGGAGCCCUUACCCACAAGCAAAACCUCAGGGUCUUCAGAGCUCUAUGAGUAUUUUGACAAAGCCUCAGAGGCUGCUCUGGCGCCCUCUGCACCCACCGAGAAGCUGCUGCAUUUGAGAGGUCCAUCUAUCUUGCAAAGUGGUAAUCCGAGGCUCAGGCGAAGCACAGAGAAUCUUCUCCGAAGAGGAGAGAAAAAUGUAACAGUCUCUCCUCCCAUGACCACACCAAGGCCUGAUUCCUGCGCAGUACCAAUAAAUGGGAUACUCAAUCUGUCCCACAGCAAACUGUCUGAGGAUGAGCUGAUGGUGAAAUUGGAUGAGGACCUUUGCCAAGCUCAGCUGGACAGUAUUUUGGAACUUGAUAUUAGUCACAGUGGCCUGGAAAUGGAUCUUCUGUCACUGUCCGUCCUGCUUUUUCACAUGAAAAACGUGCUGUCUGUUGAUGCCAGUUACAACAAUAUAACAAUUAACAUUCUAGAUGUUGAGAAGAUCUGCCAGUUCCCCUUCAGCAAGCUUCUGGUUUUAAAUAUUAGCAACAAUCCCAUAAACAGCUUGGAUACACUCUGUCUCCCAACAACCAUCAAGGUCAUUGAUUUGUCCUUCACCAACAUAAGUCAAAUACCAAAAAAUUUUGCUAAAAAAAUGAUUAACUUAGAACACAUGUACAUUCAGGGAAAUCACUUCAUAUAUACCGCAUAUCCAACAAUUGCUGGCGCAGUUCCAACGUACCCCCCUGGAACUGUACAUAUUAAUGCCAUUUCCUUUGUCAGGAACGAGAUGGGUACACCCAUUAAAAGCCUCCCAAAGAAAGUGAAUCACCUUAAAAUGUCUAACUGCUCCAUUGUAGAAUUGCCAGAGUGGUUUGCUGACACAAUGGAAGAAUUAUUAUUUCUGGAUCUCAGCAACAACCGGAUUUCUGUGCUUCCUGACUUACCUACCUCCUUGCAGCACCUCGACAUAAGUAACAGUGAUAUUAAAGUAAUUCCCCCCAGAUUUAAAUCUGUCUCCAACUUAACAGUAUUUAAUAUUCAGAAUAAUAAAAUUACAGAUAUGCAUCCCGAGAACUUCCCAUUGACUUUAACAAAAUGUGAUAUCAGUAAAAAUAGGUUGAACCUGUUGUCAUUAACCAACGCUCUGGAGAAACUCGAGUAUCUGAAUGUUUCCGGAAACCUGAUCACCAGACUGGAACCCACCAGCCAACUCUCUGCACUCACUAACCUGGACAGCAGUCACAACCUCAUUUCAGAACUCCCUGACUACUUUGGGAAAUCUCUUCCAGUGCUGAAAUACUUUAAUUUAUCAGGAAAUAAGAUCUCCUUCCUGCAGCGUGGCUCCCUCCCAGCCUCUCUGAUUGAGUUAGACAUCAGCGACAAUGCUAUUACCACCAUAGUGGAGGACACUUUUGGCCAGUUAAUGAGUCUGAGCAUUUUGAACGUUCAAGGUAAACAUUUCUUUUGUAACUGCGACUUGUACUGGUUUGUGAAUGUAUAUAUGCACAACCCCCAUUUGCAGAUAAAUGGCAGAGGGCAUCUCAGGUGCAGCUUCCCACAAGACAGAAGGGGCUGGCUGGUGGAGAGCAGCAACCUCACGCUGCUACAGUGCUCCCUGGGCAUCCAGAUGGCCAUUACAGCCUGUGUUGCCAUCCUGAUCGUCUUGGUGUUAACAGGCUUGUGCUGGAAGUUUGAUGGGCUGUGGUACGUGCGGAUGGGUUGGUACUGGUGUAUGGCCAAGAGGAAGCAAUAUGAGAAGAGGCCAGAAAACAAGCCCUUCGAUGCCUUCAUUUCAUACAGUGAACAAGAUGCAAACUGGACAAAAGAUAAUCUGUUGGCAAAACUGGAAAACGAUGGAUUCAAGAUAUGUUAUCAUGAGAGGGAUUUCAAACCAGGGCAUCCCAUACUUGGUAACAUUUUCUACUGCAUAGAGAACAGCCAUAAAGUCCUUUUUGUUCUCUCUCCCAGUUUUGUAAACAGCUGCUGGUGUCAGUAUGAACUGUAUUUUGCUGAACAUCGGGUUCUGAAUGAAAACCAAGACUCCCUCAUCAUGAUUGUGCUGGAAGACCUCCCGCCUGACAGUGUGCCACAGAAGUUCAGCAAGCUCAGGAAACUAUUGAAAAGGAAAACCUACUUAAAGUGGAGCCCUGAGGAACACAAACAGAAAAUGUUCUGGCAUCAGCUGGCAGCUGUCUUAAGAACAACAAAUGAACCCCUUGUGAAAGCAGAAAAUGGAGGCACUGAGGAGAGGUACGAGAUGGAAUGACACACAAGAACGUGUCAAAAUUGUGCCUGGAAAGUCUGUGGUCAAAUAAAAGCAUGUUGAUGUUUACCUGCAAAGGCUGCUAUGCUGCAACAGGGGCUGUCUGGGAUCAGUUACUAAUGGGUUUGUAGCACGCACGUUAUUCCGUAUGAUAAAACUCGAGACCCGAGUGCUGAUGACACCCUUUUCUUCCCACGUGCUUGAUUUUCUUCAGAUACUUCUAGCAUUUCUUGAAAUGCUGCAGAUGUCACCUGAAAGGAAGAAGAACUUGAGUCACACUGCAUGUCCUAACUUUUUUUGAGGUUACUGCAGGAAAAAGUGGUGUCACUGAAAAAUAAAGCUGAAGCCCAGAUUCUCUGUUCUACUACAGCCUGGGAUGGGAACACACACCUUACACAUAAAAAAACCACAAGCCAUAACAGUACAUGGGUAACAGCUUCCUUCUGUGGUUUAGCAAGAAAAGAUAAAAAGAUUUACUUAACGCAGCCAUGUGAGAGAUGCAAUUACAAAU